Molecule: messenger RNA, 2391 nt
Organism: Haemonchus placei
Lineage: Eukaryota; Metazoa; Nematoda; Chromadorea; Rhabditida; Trichostrongylidae
Source: the annotation of a GenBank genome assembly
AUGAUGAGAAUGGUUGGAUCUAUUCCACAAGGUACGUCAGCGCCUCGUCAAUUGCAAAGUCAACAGCAAGCUCAAAUGAGAAACACGCAGGGAACUACACAAAUGGUCCAGUUGCAUCAGGUUCAGCAAGUUCCCGUAACAGGCCGCGUUAUUGCGAUGAAUUCAAUGCAGGCGCCGCAACAAUUGAUUCCUGUUCCGAUGCGCAUGGUUUCCAAUGGUGGAUCGAUAAGUGACGGCCAGCAAGCUCCUGGUUCGAUUCAACUUAUGCCACAGUUUCUGCCAGCAAACGCUAGAAUCGGACAAAAUAUCAGGUUUAUGCCACGUGAGUUGAUGUACCAACUGUCAUACGUAGUCGUCGCAGAUCGAGUUGAGGAUAAUGCUAUGCGAACAAGCAACACUGCUCUGAUGGUUGUUCAAGGUCCGAAUGGGCCUAUGGUUCUUAAUACUUCGACCAUGCACCCGGGAUAUAUUCCUCAGAAUCUUGUGCAAGUGCAGAUUGCUCAAGGGAUUCAGGGCAUGCAAACCAUGCAGCAAGUUCAUCGCCAGCAACAACAGCAGCAACAGCAGCAACAACAACAACAGCAAGUACAGCAACAUGGUAAGUCUAUGGCAAGUCGCUGUAAAAAACGCCGUCCUGAAAGCGGGUCUGGUGAGAUGAGUGUAGGCGAAUACCUUGCAUUAGGAAUGGACGAAAAAGGUCGGGCUGAUAGCAGCUCAUGUGGUACUGAUAGCCCAGAUACCGCAGGAGAUGCACCACCCGCUUUGGACAGAGGUGAUUCUAUCGAUGACUCAUCACCGCAACCACCCAUUGAUUCCACGAAAUCGGUGGAAGCAAUAUUUAUUCGUGAAGCAUUAGCGUUCCGCGCAAGAGGCGGAGGGUGUGGAAAGCCCCUUGUUCAUUACAUGGAUGGUUUUACGAUUGAGGAAUCUGACGUCCCGUUUCCAUUAGCUCAAUACGACAAACUUACUGAGCUCGUGUCAUCGGAUGUUCUAGACGAUAUCAUGCCAAUGAUAGCAGAUAUCGAUGUCAAGACCAAGGCUGACACAAAAGCUCCACGUGGAAAAAAUAGUCCGCCAACGAAGCAAGCUGCACCUGUAGAAGAGCCAGAGAAAGAGCACAAAAGAAAAGUACCAUCUCGCACGCGUCGGUCAACUGCAGCACAAAAUGAAGCGCCUGCUGUAAUUCCAAAGAAGGAAGAAGUUCAAGAAGAAGAAAUACCAGAGGAUCUUAAUGAAGAGCGUAAACAACCUAAGAACCGCCGGCCGGGUUCUGCUACUCAUCCUCCGCGAAGGCGAACAAAUGAGUUAGAAUUACUCUUGAAUAUGGACUUUGGGCCGAAGGAUGCUGGCCGACGUAUACUCGAUACCGAGAAACGAAAAAGUGUUCUGGAAAAGGAAAAACGGAAUUCAUCCGAAACUGGUGAAGAACACGCGGAAACAUCGGACAAGUCUCGCUCUAGGCAGAAGCGCAGGAGUACACACUCAACUACUUCUGAAAGUCCGGCAAAGUCGGAACGUCCACGAUCGUCGGUAGAAUCUGUCGAGCCGACUAGACGCAGUAGUGGAAGACAUGAUAGACGAAAAGAGAAAGAAAGGGAGAAAGAGAAAGAAAAAGAGAAAGAAAAAGAAAAGGAAAAGGAAAUAGUCCGUAGUACUCCGACGGUGAGCGCACGCAUAUUGCCACAUAUUGAAGACUCACCGGAAGACCGCUGUCUGUAUUGCCAAGUUUCUUUCAAGGAGAAGGAGCGCUCCGCUUCAACCCCUCAGUAUUGCUCAACAAAGUGUCGCCGAGCAUAUCAGUCGCUGAUGGCUAGCGAGAAGAACAACAGAAAGUUUUCUGAAAGUAUGAAGCGAGUAUCAGGUGGUGGCUCUGAAGGUACAAUAUCAUCAUCUUCAAGUGUUUAUGAUAUGCGAGCAAAGAUGGAGGAAGACCACACGCCGCCUUCAGUGUCAAAACCGAAGAAAUUCGAAGAGCCGUCACCAUCAAAGAAGGUCGUAAAAGAGGUGCAGCUUCAAACACCUAAGGUGCAGUCAACAAUGAAUUCUCCUACGAUGCUCAUUGAACCACCACAGAUUACGGAGCCACCACCGACUGUAGCGACACCGGUUGCGGUAUCGUGUGGACCUCUUAAUGUUCAAGGUGUUGACUACGAUGUUGAUCCGAAGCUUUGGACGCCUGAUGUAGCAGCCCGCUGGGCGCAAGCAGUGACGGGUUCUGAAACGUGUGCAGCGACAUUCUUGCGAGAAGAUGUCGACGGAGACGCCAUGUUGAUGAUGGGUUUCGACGAUUUACGCAGUCACCUUUCGUUUACAUUCGGUCCAGCAAAAAAACUUCAUCUUGCUAUCGAGCAACUAAAGGUUUUCCGUGAUCAACGAUAUGGUACACCGUAG